CCAGCCCGCGGACAUGGCUGUUCCUCUCAGUCAGAUGGUGGUUCGUCGAAGGGGCUUUGGUGAUGGCGGUUAAAAAAAAAUGAUGUAAAUUUCUAUCGGCGGUUACUUAAAUCCACUGGAUUUGUAAAUUCAUGAGGCAAACUAUUGUGCAUUUUAGCCGCCGAGGUAAUUUUCCUGCUGGAAAUCGAAAGGCGGUGUCGCCAUGAAAAUUUUCCUCAAAGUCUUAAUUUCAUCUUGUAAUUGGGAUGGAAGAUUGACAUGGAUGGGCGAGUACGUUUUUUUAAGUCACUGAUGAAGCGGUGCAAGUCUGACGAACUGCCCCUGGAUGAGGAGCAGGGGCCGAAGCUGGGAGUUGGUGCUGAUGCAGCGCUCAGGCAGCAAGGUGAUGCUACUCCAGCAGAUGCUGCCUGCCCAUCCCGCAACAACAGAACUCAAGACUUGAAGAAAAUUCAGCAGCUGUCUGAAGGAGGUGGUUCCGGUGGCAUGUUUGGACAUGGUCUGAAGCAACUUUUCCAUCACCGAAAGCGGUCUCGGGAGCGUGAUCAGAGUAUACAAGAAUCUUCUCAACUUUACCACCAUCCUCAUGGACAUUCUGAUCAUGAUUCUGCAGAUGAAAAGGAACGAUCUCCUGAGAUGCAUCGUGUCUCUUAUGCCAUGUCCCUCCACGAUCUUCCUGCUCGUCCCACAGCCUUCAACAGAGUCUUGCAACAGAUUCGGUCAAGGCCAUCCAUCAAAAGAGGAGCCAGCCUCCACAGCAGUAGCAGAAAGUCAAAAAGUGGACCAACUGAUGCCCAGAAAGGGAGUCCACAUCUUGUCCGUAAGGCACCUCAGGACAGUUCACUAACUGCAAUUUUGCAGCAGCAUCAGUAUAGACCAAGGUCAUCCUCCACCACAGACACGGCACUUACUGUGGGAGAGAUUGGUAUUAUCCACCCAACAGGUGAUGAGUCGGAGCGGAUCACUGAUAAGCUUGAAAAGGGAGAUGUGAGUACACUCAGUUUGCCAGCAAACACCAGCCAUGGGGGCUCAGACUCCAACAUUAGCCUUGAUGUGCCCGACGGAACCCCAGAUCCUCAUAAGACAAAAGCAGCCAUAGAACACCUUCACCAGAAGAUCCUGAAAAUCACAGAACAGAUAAAAAUCGAGCAAACUGCUCGGGAUGAUAAUGUAGCAGAAUACUUGAAACUGGCCAACAAUGCCGACAAACAGCAAGCAUCCCGUAUCAAACAGGUUUUUGAGAAGAAGAACCAGAAAUCGGCACAGACAAUUGCACAGCUGCACAAGAAGCUAGAACACUACCACAGAAAACUAAAAGAGAUCGAACAAAAUGGUCUUUCAAGGCAGCCAAAGGAUGUUCUGCGGGAUAUGCAGCAAGGUUUGAAGGACGUAGGCGCCAAUGUCCGAGCUGGGAUCAGUGGAUUUGGUGGUGGCGUGGUGGAAGGUGUAAAAGGAGGCCUGUCAGGUCUCUCUCAAGUCACUCACACAGCAGUAGUUUCCAAACCACGGGAGUUUGCUAGUCUGAUACGAAACAAGUUUGGCAGCGCUGACAACAUUGCCCACUUGAAAGACACAUUGGAUGAGUCACACCAGGAGGAGACCACCAGGAUUCUGAGUGGCAGUGCUACACUGGUGUCAAGUCCCAAGUAUGGAAGUGAGGAUGAGUGUUCCAGUGCAACUUCUGGCUCUGCGGGUGGGAGUAACUCUGGGGCAGGGGCUGGAGGCAUGGGGAGUCCCAAAUCAAAUACAUUGGACAGCCAUCAUAACAACUUUGAUACUAUCCUGGAUGAACUUCACGAAAUUAAAGAUAGUCAGUCACAUCUGGAGGACGCAAUGGAAGAUUUGAAAGGACAGUUACAAAGAGAUUAUGCUUACAUGACGCAGUGUUUGCAAGAAGAACGAUACAGGUAUGAGCGCCUGGAGGAACAAUUGAAUGAUCUGACUGAACUUCAUCAGAACGAAAUGUCUAACUUGAAGCAGGAACUUGCUAGUAUGGAGGAAAAAGUUGCAUACCAGUCAGAUGAGAGGGCCAGAGAUAUCCAGGAAGCUCUGGAGUCAUGUCUAACCCGCAUCACCAAACUGGAGCUUCAGCAACAGCAGCAGCAGGUGGUACAGCUGGAAGGGGUGGAGAACGCAAAUGCGAGGGCCCUGCUGGGAAAAUUCAUCAAUGUCAUCUUGGCACUCAUGGCUGUCAUACUGGUCUUUGUCUCCACCAUUGCAAACUUCAUCACUCCUCUCAUGAAGACACGGUUCCGGGUGUUAAGCACACUGCUGCUGGUAUUGUUCCUUGUCUCCCUCUGGAAACAAUGGGAAAAUAUUGUGUACUUCUCAGAACAGAUCCAGUUACCCAGCUGAUCUAGACAUUUUUGAUAGCUGACAGAUUGGUGUGUUUUUUUUUAACAAAAACAAGGUUUCCUGACAUCUUGUUUUUUCUUCUCCUCUCCCAUCCCACCUUAUCUCAUCAGUGUUGAUGCCAUUGUUAGCUUGGCGGCCACGUGCAACAAUACGAUAUGUGGUGUGAUGAGGCCCAAUUAGAAGGAAGAGCUGAUUGAACUAUAUUUCUCUUUUAAAGAUCUUAACUGAACAGACUGUGGUGUAUUGGUUGCACACUGACUGAAGCGAGUAAUGAAGGAAGGCAGUUUGAGGAAGACACUGUUCAUAAUGAAUUGUACCAUUUCAGUAUUUUUUUUUUGUUUCCUUCUUAACUUAUAACAAAUAUUUAAGAAUUUUUGAGGGCCAGGAGAGAGUCAAUAUUAUUUGUGUGAUUGAUUGAUUAUAUAUUUAUUUAUAACUAAUAUACAUCCGAUAUAGCACAAAUGGUUUGCAAGAUAUUCUAAGCUUAAUCACAUUGCACAUUCCGGUUUAUGUAACAAAAGUCCUUAAAACUAGUAGAAAUGAAUCCUUACAUAAGGCACUCAGAAGUGGAGAAAAUAUCCCUUUGGACAGCUCAAACAGGCAGUGAAGAAAAUUUUAUUUGGCCCAGCUUUUGCCAUUAAAGGAGAGUGGAAUGUUGGAAGAAAAUUUGCAAAUGCUCUCGGCAACAGAAAGUAGUCUCCACAUUGGACCAUGUUUUACAAAGAAUUAUGUUUUACUUUUCCCAUCUUACAUCUUUUGUGUGUGUUCCUUUCACUGCUGCAGCUGCCAGCAUCAGUAAAUAAAGAAAUUGUCGCAGUUAUAUAUUGGCUAGUCGCUGCAGAUGUGAAAUGGCAAGAGAUGUCCUGGUCACUGAGAUACUGCUGGACUACAUGACCUUAAAUGGAGGUGGUAUGGGUAUGGAUAGUUUUUUAAGUCAUAGUAGGAUCCAUUAGUGCAGCAGAAAAUAGAUGCAUUACAACCUGUUCAGCAAUUCAGAUGGUGUUAUUAGGAAUUAAGACCAUUAUGUGUUACUAGGUAGAUUGUCUGUCUGCAAUUUUUUUGAUGUUUUUAAGCACAAUGAAUUAAUUCCACUUCAUUCUCCCUCCAUAUCUUUCAAUUACUUGACCUGUUAACCAGGCAAUGGACACAUCUCUGAUGGAGAGAAAGUAUUAGAUCUACAUGUUGGGUUUGGUGUGAAGACUUAAAGCUGUUAAAAUUAUAUAAGUAUAUUUUUCCCAACUGCACUGUUGGAGGGUGCGUAUCAGCUUUGUGUGGAUAUAUAAUGAUUGAAAAAAGUUUGCUUCAUGAGAACACAGUGGCUUUUGCUGGUGCGUUGCUUGAAUUUUUUUAGAAAGAUUUUUAAAAAAUUUUUCAAAGCCAUUUGGUGAAACAGCAUGGUAAUAUUUUCCAUUCAGUUAAGCAGUACUUGGUAGAUCAGGAGAUUAUAUGCGAGGUUUUCCUUUUGCUUUCUCCACUGUUCUUUCCCCUGCACCUUUUCAUAUUCUUGUAUUCCUUUCCAAAGACCAUUGUGAGCACAUGGAGAGCAAAUGCCUGACUGGAAAUAACAGUUUGGCUGUUUGACCAUCAGCAGCAUGGUACAACGGCACAGGAGAGAGAUUGUGGAAAUAGACCACAGUACAGGCAGAGCUCGGCCUGUGUGUAGGCUGUUAAAACGUCCACACAACAAGCAAACAUACAGUUGAUUCCCAUGAAAUGAGAAUUCUAAAUCAGCCUACACCAUAGAUUCAGAUGGCAAAAGUCAUUCUGCAAUUUUGAUCUUAUCAAUUCAGAACAUAGCAAUAAUGCUUACAUCCCAUUUUUUAAACAGUAAUUUUGUCUUGUUUUAUGUCUGGCAUUACCUGUUUGUUUGUGGGAGGAGGUGGAGUAUGGAAAUGAGAGCUUUUUGUUUCUAAUAUUUACAUCAAAUUUGAGAAUGAUUGUAAUUCUAAUAGGCUAUCCAAAUAAAUACUGAUUAUAUCGGGAAUCACUGGGGCUAAGGGUAGUGAGUGCAGCUCUCUCAAGUAGUUUGGCAUAGCACACCAGAUACCUAGAAUGGCGGAAAUACCAGAAAAGCAUUUCCAAAAGAUCAUUUUUCCCUGUUUUAAUCAGAGAAUUCAUCUCUUUUGGUGCUCAUUUUAUUUUGCAAACAAUUAGCACCUAGCAUUGUUUGAGUGCUGAUUUGAAAAUCUGUGUAGAACUAGUAGUGGUGCCUAUAUGUAGAGGAAAACCUUCACAUCAAUAGUCUAAAAACAAGUUAGAUACUAGCAUAUAAUUGUUGUAGUUACAUGGAAUUUGCUAGAACCUUGAUAUAACAAAUAAAUAUGACAGCUCGAAUAUUGUAGACAGAAAUUGUAUUACGGGCUGUUGAAACACGGAAGUAAUAGUACAGGGAAAGGAGGAAGAGAUUAAGGAUUGGAAUGUAUAAUGUAGCCACCCAGUUAAUUGAUCAUUUUAGUCAAGCUACAGUAUGCUACUAUAGUCAAGGGACCUGUUGGGCUAAUGCAAGGAUGUGGUGUCACUGGGGCCAUUCUAACACAUUAAUAUAGUACAUUACAGUGUGUGUGUAUGUAUAUAACAGGAAGGGUGAUUAAACAAGGUAGUAUGCUGUUAACGCAAUGGAAGUUCUUGCCAUGUAGGAAGGGAUGUGCUUUCCUGUAAAGGUACAGUAUGAGGAAAAAGGAGUGUACGGUUUGAAGGUCACUUGGUAAUCUCAAGUUUUUAACAAGACUGGAUAUUUUUAUGUAAAGCACUUUUUAGUUAAAGUACCUUUUUUCCUGUUUUGUGAAGAAUAACUUGAACCAUAGUUUUUGUAGCAAACUUGCUCGUUUGGUCAGAAUUAUAGAUCUCGAGCUUUAUGAAGAUUGAUGAUAGAGCAUUUACUGUCCUGAUCUGUUUGCAGGAAUUUAUGAUAAUAAAUAUCUUAAAUCUGUUUGUGCUUCCAAUUUAGUUUUCCAGUAUAAAUUCCUCAAUCAACAUUUUUAUUAGAAAUGUACUUUGUAGGCUUCUCUUGCUACAAAGAUGCACUCUUGCCAGUGCUGUACCUCUGCUGUGAGAGGGUGUGAUUGUAGUGUGGUAAGUUUACUUCUGUGUUUCCAUUAAGUAAGUGAAAGUAGGAAUUGAAAAUGGAAAUAGAAGGAUACUGGGCAUUUUAAAUGGGCAUUGAAUUAUAUUUGCACACCUUUUGGUCCAUUUAUCUCUACCUUCUAAUCCUGGUUUAACUGAUUCUGACUCUGUGCAAUGCUGCUGGACGUAAACUCAUUGAAUUAUAUAGAUGCUACUUCAUUUAUCCAAAAUAUGUUCUAAGGAAUUGGAUUUAUGGAACUAGGACUUCUUCAAUAGUUUAUUAAUCAUAUGCAACACUGAUCACUGUUCCACUUGUUCCAGUAACACCAGUGAUUUCCGCUCCCAUGGCAGAGUGAUCCCUUCCCAGAUACUUGCUGAAUUUUAUUGGUUUUAAAUUGUAUGACUAGUUUUUGCUCUCUCCACUUACUGGUUCCAUCCUUUUUUCUUAAAGCUUGUAUUCAACCAUAUUGCAUCCUUAUCAUCACUGUUGCAUCGUUCAAGUAAUCCUAUGGAUAAUAACUGAACUUGCAAUGCUGAAAUCUAAAAUUGAAAUAGAAUCUAGAAACAUAACAGAUCAACCAACAUCAGUGAAUAGAACAUAAAACCUGAAAAAUAAGUGAGAAGAUAUUUUAUUACAGACACACCAGUGGGAGGGUGGAACUGUACAAUGGGGAAACCCACAGAGCCAUGGUUGGAAUGAUGAAACCGACUUGUCUUAUUGUUUUUCUUUUCAUUUUACUCAUGAUUUUUCUUCAAAUUAUUAUCUGUAACAUGUGCAUAUGUAUAUAUCCUUUCUCUGAAUGUUGUAUCUUGCCCAGAUACAUUGUUCUAUUCAGUUUUGAAAACAAUUCUAUAUCCCAAAUGUUAGUUUAUCGAUUCACUCUCAUGCUGACUGAAGUGCUGUACAUUUCCAGCAUUUUUGAUUCACCUAGUCUUGUAUUUUGGACUUGUCUUUCAGCAAGGCAUUGAUCUCUGUUCAAGUAUCAGGCAAAUGAUUUUCAACAGCUAGCAAUGAAUUUAUGAAAUUAAUCAUACCCACUGCAUGAUUUGCUGCCUGGGUAUUUUAAUUUUAUAGAAAAGGCCAAGUGGUAGUAAAUAUGCCUGUUCACCAAUGGGAUAAAGCAAAUAAAUUUUAAUAGCACAUCAUUUGCUAUAACAAAUUGUUUACCGUCAUUAUGGUCAUGUUUGUGACUGACAGGAACAUAAACUGUACAUGAAUAGAACAAAGCAAGUUACUAGCCAUGCAAGUUAACAAACUUUCCUGUGGACCUUAUUUUCAGAAUUUUUGCAUUUGCCAUUUUGCCUCAAACUAAAUCGGAAAUAAUACUGAACAACAAUAACAAAAUUCAUUGACCGCAGAAUUAAAACCAAACAGCAUUUUCAUUGCAGAGAUUUUCUAAUAUUAUGAAAAAAUGUUCUUUACAUUAUUCAUCGAUUUUAAUGUAAAUAAUGGGAUUCAUUCCUCGUGUCAGCAACUGAACAUUCGUUGAUAUUUUCUUUUUCUACUUUAACAGUAUUGUUCUUUUUGAAGAUAUACUGCCACUUCCCAAUCUGAGCUUUCCCUGAGGAUUGUGCACUUCUCGCAGUAUCAAGCACUUUAUGUAGGCCAGUGGAACUGUAUCGUCAGGCAGUCAAAAGAUACAUUAAUCUUAGUGUUUAAGUACAGGAGGUACUAGAUCCUAUUCAAGAGAGUUACUUCAGUGUGUACUACAGUAUUGUACUGUAAUACUUUAAGUGCAUGUGACUUUGCUGUGACAGCAGAAACUGAAAGAGCAAAUACACCUGAUGUUCCUCUAUCUUGCUUUACUAAAGUGGGCUGUCUUAAAUCUUUUCGGAUGAAGGGUCUAGGCCCGAAACGUCAGCCUGUCUGCUCCUAUGAUGCUGCUUGGCCUGCUGUGUUCAUCCAGCCCUGCACCUUGUUGUCUUGGAUUCUCCAGCAUCUGCAGUUCCUACUAUCUCUGUCUUAAUUCGGUGGUAGAUCUGUAGACCGACACUUUUUUGUUGGUUAAUAGUAUUGUUUGUUCCCUGAACAUCAGAUUAUUUGCACCAAAGAAUGUUCUUCCUCUGUCAGUGACAAUGUGUUUUCCAUUGACGACUCCUAUUAUUCUUAAAAUAAUUUAUUGAAAAUAGUUAUAAAAAGCAAUAAGAUGUGGAAAGCAAUUAAAUGUCAAGUUUAUCUGAUUAGUGGCAAAGAUCUGGUAAAUCAUCAGUGAUAGUUAUUUGAGUAUAUGAAGAACAUUCAAGCAACUGAAAAAGACUAACUCUGUUUAAUAUAACAGCGUACCACAACUUGUUUUAUAUUACAAGUCUUAAUUGCUACUGUUACAGAUGUUUUAAUACUUAUAAUGUUGUGUGAUCUAGUUUCCUCUUUUCUCCCAACAUUGUCAGCUGCCACUAUGAAAGUCCUUGUGUUCUGAAAGCAGGCAUUAAAGGGGAAGUCCACUUUUUGGGGAGGGGUGAGUACUUUUUAUUUAUGGUACAUCCCUAUUUUACAGUAAAACUAUGUGAAAUGGGGCAUUUUAUGCCCUUCCUUUGUAAGGAAAAAUGGCAGACAAAUUCUCCCUUCCUGCUUAGUUAUUGAAUGACUGAGAUUGGGCUGGGCCAGAUCAGUUCGUUGGUUGGCCUAAUGUUUUAAAUAUUGGCAGUCUCCAUCAUAAGGGUCUGCUCUGCAGAUGAGAAAAUUCUUGGAUGUAAGUUUUUUUUUUGUUUUUGCAAUUUACAGGCAAGUUUCUUCCUCACCAUCAAUUGGAGGAGUACAUAAAAUAAAAAUGCUGUUCUCAUGUGCCAUAAGUACGUAACUAAGUUUUCAACCACAGUUGCUUUACGAAAUGAGACAAGGAAACUACAUGGAAGUUGAUUCUAUGCUAAAUAUAUUUUUGUUUUAAUGUGUUCUAUUUGCAUAGAGAUACCAGAUGACCCUUACUGGGUAUAUGUGCUUUGAAUUGGCAGGUUUACAGCAGUAGUUUAUUGUUGGCCUCUUUGCUAAAGACAAUACCAGAAAAUACUUUCCCUGUUUUGGAUUCUUGAAGUUGAUAGAUGGAGAAGAAGUUAGAAUUAGUGGAUAUUCAAAAAUAGUCAGUAAUGCAGUCAAGCAUGCAACAUGAUCCUACAGCAAGCCAUGUUAGUUGUAACGCUGUAUAAAUAAUUAUCUCUGGUUGUGUUCUGUCCUGUAAUAGAGAACAUAUGAAAAACGUUUCUUUGUAGCACAUACUGUACAAAGCCCAAAGACAAUUUUAUUGAUUAGAGGCAGUGCUCCAUUGUGUUACAUUAGUGAGUAUGACAUCCUCUCUCAUGGGAUGUUGUGCGUUGCAGAUUCUCAGUCCAUCUGGAUCAUAAGGCUUCCAAUUGAUGUAAUGAAUGUAGACUGCUACAAUCCUUGUUUUAUGUGCAAGGUCAAGAGUUUAUUUUAUCAGUUAUUUAAAGAGAUAUCUGAAGUUAUGAUAUGUCCUUAUUUUUGAGUGAAUUAUUUACGUUGCAGUUCUUGCUAACACUCCAAUUUGAUUUGAUUUAUUUAUUGUCACGUUUAUUUUGUUACAAAAUACGGUGAAAAGUGUUGUAUAGUGUCGCCACAAUCCAGCGCCAUCUUAAAACACAGAAAAAUUAACCAAAACACAGAAUCUAAAGGCAGAAAAAUAAAGAAAUAAAGAUAACAUGCCUUGCUGAAACUGAAUCCCUUCUUUACAUGUUCCUUAUGUGUAAACAAGAUCAGUGUUAUUGUUACAUCAACUUCUGGGGAACAACUUUGUAAAACUCUCAUAGUUCUGUGGUGUUUCCAGAUCGUGCAAACAUUUAUUGUUUCCAGUUCCAUUAUUUCAAGAUUAUUAAUGCUGUCUCAAACUUAUUUUGCUUCAAUCUUCAUGUUACAAUAUAUUUAUUUAUUACUUGAGAUCAAUGGCCCUUUACACAUCUCUUCCAUAAGGGUUACACUUGAGAGUACUCACUUGCAGGUGACAAAUGCUCAUUGCUAAUUUUAAAAUGAAACUUGCCUGUGCUGCAAAGUCUGAGUGGAAGAAUUUUGUGCUUGUAGUUAAAUGUACGUCUCUAUUCCAAGAUACCUACAAGGACAGGAAAGGCCAUUUGAACCACUGGAAGUAAAUUCCAUAUUUAGAUCUCUCCUUGUGUGAAGAAAUUUUUGCUGACAUCAGCCCUAAAACUAAUGUUUAAUUGGUUAAACCUGUCACUUAUUGGACACAGUGAUGACUUUCUUGUGUCCAAAGAUGAAUUAAUUCAUUAGAAUAUUGGAUGGGGAAAUUAAACAGAUCACUACCUCAGCAUUUCAAAGCCUGUUUUCUCAGAGUCAAAUGGAUUGUAGCCCAGUGCUAACACCAGAGGCUAGACUUUAUUCCUGGCUCAUCCUCUUCAGAGUUAAGCAUUAGUGGAGUCUCCGUUUUUGUGCACUGUUCUAGGGAGGGACAAAAUGAGGUCAAUUUACCGCUCCUAUAUUGCUGUACAGUGGUACUGGUUGAAAGAUGUGUGUAUGUGACUGAAAUAUGACUUUGAAGCUCUUCUUGGUUGAAUAGGUUGACAGUGCUCAAAAUGGCAGUGAGGAGGAGGAGAGUGGAACCAAAGGGUUUCUCACUUAAAACAAUCACAGAUGGAGUCAGUGUUUGGAAUGGCAUGUUAUGUGAUUAAAUCACUGGCAUCAACACAUCAAUAUAUGUCUGGCAGGUUCUGCUGAUACAUGGAUUUCUUUGGGAAUGUGUUGAAGUUAUGUAGAUGGAUUGUUCAAACCUGAAAUCGGACAUUUCGAUGCCAGUUUCUUUGGCUCUCAAGGUGCUUAAGUAACCAUGUGGCUGAAUUACUUUGCCAUGCAAAGCACGUCACGGUGCCAAGGAACUUAAUACUGGGUCUGUGUCAUUUGAAAUCUUUAAUCAGGAGAGCAAAAAUCAUGGAAGGAGUUAGAAGAUUUUUGAGUAGGGGGAUAAAGCUGAUGGCAAUAUCAGAUUAAUGUUGUCCUUUGUAAAUGGCAAGAAUAAGGAAAUACUUGGUGACUUUGCUGAUUCCUUGGGGAUCUUCAUUUGCUGGUGUUCCUCAUUAUAUGCUCAGCAUAAAGAUCUGGGCAUAGAGUUUCAAGGAUACAUUUGAUAAUGGAAUCUCCCAUCAUCCAUUCGUAGUAUUUUAUUUUCUGGAAGAAUAAAUGUCUAGAUAAAUUUACACUUCUGCAUUCAAUCAAAAUGAAAACCUGAAAUAAAAUUGUCAAAAA
Messenger RNA from Rhincodon typus (whale shark), 10618 nucleotides. It is a transcript of the gene tmcc2, whose product is annotated as transmembrane and coiled-coil domain family 2. The coding region runs from base 259 to 2352 and encodes 697 amino acids. The transcript is spliced from 7 exons. Gene Ontology annotation, cellular component: endomembrane system. NCBI's taxonomy places the organism in Eukaryota, Metazoa, Chordata, Chondrichthyes, Orectolobiformes, Rhincodontidae. The record is from RefSeq and is a predicted model, not a curated record. Gene Ontology annotation, biological process: amyloid precursor protein metabolic process.